Molecule: messenger RNA, 1033 nt
Organism: Porites evermanni
Lineage: Eukaryota; Metazoa; Cnidaria; Anthozoa; Scleractinia; Poritidae
Source: the annotation of a GenBank genome assembly
ACUUUGCCAAGCCAAAUACAGGGCGAUCUCUUCCGGAGAACAGCCCAACAGGCUAAGGGUGUUGGAAAGCCCGACCCUGAAGCUGUAGGGUGUUUCCCGUCACAGAACUGAGCGUCGGAGAGAUGGACACGCAAGCGAUUCCUGACCUCCGAAUCGAGAAAUGGCCGCUUCCCGACAGACCUCCCGCGAUCAGAGCCCCGGAAAAAAUACCCUCGCGACAAGGAGACCCCCAGAGCUUAAUACUCCAACCAAAGCAUCGAGCAAACAUCUGGGUCUCGNCCUCUCUUUCACCCCUGAAGUCCAUACCCUCUGUUACCACCGAGGGCAUCGUUAAAUUUCUCAUUAGCAAGGACGGGACAGGCAGGACCGUUGUGCACACACGGGCGUGUGAUAGGAAAGUUUGUGAAUGUCGGCGUCGAUUGACGGCCGUUUCGGUAGACUCCCCCAUCAGGAAAUUGCGCGCUAUUUAUAAAAUUUACGCCGUUGCGCUUAUUCUAACCCAGUCUCACACUUGUUAAUAAAGGAGUAUUUAAAAUUGGUUAGACAGGAACAGGCUAAUUUAGAAAUGGUGGCACAACAGUUGGGGCCAGUGCCAUAACAUACUCCAUUAGGUUAAGCUUACAGGACGCUUGAGAUACGUGCGCAUAGUUCCUGGCUAUGUCGCUACUUUGCCAAGCCAAAUACAGGGCGAUCUCUUCUGGAGAACAGCCCAACAGGCUAAGGGUGUUGGAAAGCCCGACCCUGAAGCUGUAGGGUGUUUCCCGUCACAGAACUGAGCGUCGGAGAGAUGGACACGCAAGCGAUUCCUGACCUCCGAAUCGAGAAAUGGCCGCUUCCCGACAGACCUCCCGCGAUCAGAGCCCCGGAAAAAAUACCCUCGGGACAAGGAGACCCCCAGAGCUUAAUACUCCAACCAAAGCAUCGAGCAAACAUCUGGGUCUCGAAAAGGGACGAGGAUGAACUCACGGGGGGCGCCCUUGCAAACUGUAUUCGUAAGGGACAGCCAAAUCAAAAAGCCUUCCCGAUCCCUUAG